AUGCCGCCACCGCCGCCGCUGCUGCUGCUGCCCCUGCUGUGGGGAGGGUCCCUGACUCAGAACUGGGCGAUCCAGCUGGAACUGCAGGGACCCGUGAUGGUGCAGGAGGGCCUGUGCGUCCUGGUCCCGUGCUCCGUUGACUUCUCCGUUUCCUAUGUGUAUUGGUUCCGGAGAGGGGCCAAGAUCAACUCUGAUCACCUAGUGGCCACCAAUAAACCAGGAAAGAAACUGGAGGAGAGGACCCAGGGUCGAUUCUUCCUCCUCGGGAAGCCCUGGUCCAACAACUGCACCCUCCGCAUCAGAGACGUCAACAAGGCAGACAGUGGAACAUACUUCAUUGCAUUGGAGACAUACGGUUAUAUGUACUCAUAUGUAGAUAAGGCAUUCUCUCUGGAGGUGACAGCCCUGACCCAAUCACCUGACGUCCAGAUCCUAGGGACCCUGGAGUCGGGCCACCCCGAGAACCUGACCUGCUCUGUGCCCUGGGCCUGUGUGCAGGGGACACCCCCCAUCUUCUCCUGGAACUCAGCCGCCCUCACCUCCUUGGGCCCCAGGACCCACCUCUCCUCCGUGCUCACCGUCUCCCCAAGACCCCGCGACCACGGCACCAGCCUCACCUGCCAGGUGUUCUUCCCUGCAGUUAACGUGGCUGUCGAGAGGACCAUCCAGCUCAAUGUCUCCUGUGAGUGCCGGGCUGCCACAUCUUCUGUUCCAGAUGCUCCACAGGAUUUGACCAUCAGCGUCUUCCAAGGAGAGAACACAGCCCUCAAGAUCCUGGAAAAUGCUUCAUCUCUUACCAUCCUGGAGGGCCAGUCCCUGUGUCUGCAGUGUGCUGCUGACAGCAAACCCCAUGCGAGUCUGCAAUGGUUCCGGGGAUUCCCAACCCCGAACGCCGCCCCCAUUUCCAACACUGGAUACAUAGAACUGACUCAAGUAGGGACCGGAGAGGAAGGAGUGUUCACGUGCCAGGCUCAAAACCAGCUGGGCUCCCAGCUUGCUCUUCUGAAUCUCUCCAUUCACUGUGAGUUUGGAGGCACCUGGGGCAAGGACUCCAUGGUGUUAGAGAGAGUCAAGAAGACCCAGAGGAAGGAAGCGCCUGGGACAAUGGAAGGCAUGAAUGAUACGAACCUGGUCUUGGAGUCAGUGUUGCGGGGACACAGGCACAAGUUCCAGAGAGUCUUCCCUUCAGACCACCCGGCCUCUGCUGGGGCCGGCCCCAUCUCAGGAGAGGAACCGGAGCUCCACUAUGCCUCUCUGAACUUCCACAAGCUGAAGCUGCAGGAACAAAACAGCACCAGUACUGACUACUCAGAGAUAAAGAUAAUGAGGAGCAGCUAG
Molecule: messenger RNA, 1338 nt
Organism: Orycteropus afer afer
Lineage: Eukaryota; Metazoa; Chordata; Mammalia; Tubulidentata; Orycteropodidae
Source: RefSeq, a predicted model, not a curated record